UAAAAUUCUGCUGAACUUGCUUCAUAGAUCAAAAGAGAAAAAGUCCAAAAAAAUGCACAUAAGCUCUUUCCUUCACUAAUCCAUAUUUUAGCUAAAUUGUGAUUAAAGUGAGAUUAGGAGCUGCAUAUAUAAAGUUAAUUCCUAACAGAAUUGAGGACUCUAAUCACAAUUCCAAAAACUUCUGCAUAUUCACAUUUCACUGCAUAACAGAAAUUUUUCUCUCAUUCUUCUCCCAUUUUUUACAAAAAAAAAUUUCAUAACAUUUUCUUCAUCAAUUGAGCAUUGUCUACUAAUCAUUGGUACAAUUCCAUGGUGAAUUCAUCAUUUACAGGUGCUAUGUAGGUGCUGUUCGCAGAGAUUGAAGGGAAAGAUUGAGCAAGAAUCCUACUGUCACGGCAGAAGAAAAUCUAUGACAGAUGCAGGUUGUUGAUUCUUGAAGCGCAUUUGAACUAUCCUGAAGCAUCCUUGCGCAUCCAAAGCAAUUAAAGACCACCUGUUCUUGCAAUCCAAAGCUCACUCGCACAGAAUCCGCGGUUCCAUCGCAACUGUUUCCGGAAAAGGUACCUUUAGUUGCUCAGUUCCUUGCGAACUUUUUGCUUUGCGUUGCUUAAGCAACUUGCAUCGAGGGACACUUUUGAUCGAGAUUCUGGUUGAGAGAUUUUCUGCUCCAGUAUGAGGACCGGUUUGAAGAACAACAUUGCUUACAGUUUCUUUGAUCCAGAGAUUGGUGUGCUCAAGGAUAUGAUAGCAUUGAUUACUCCUGACCAUGUGGGAAUGUUUAGAGAGUCAUACGACGGUAUUCUGAAGAUGGUUUUCAGACUCACUGACUGCGACAGGAGCGCCAUCCACACUCUUCUUCAGUUCUAUGACCCUGGGUUGAGGUGUUUCGUUUUUCCAGACUAUCUGUUGGGACCUCUGAUGGAGGAUUAUGUCAGCAUCCUGGGUAUUCAAAUCCGUGAUCAGAUUCCUUUCCAUGUCACUAGGGCGGAGCCGGAUGUCCUUGGGAUUUCACGUGCUCUUUAUUUGAGUCCGGAAAUGGUCAAGGAAGGUUGGAAGGAGAAGGGAAAGUUACCUGGAUUUCAUUUGAGUUUCUUGGAGGCUAAUGCCAAGGAACAUGCUGCUGCGGGUAAUUGGAAGACGGUUUGUGCUCUGAUUGCUGUGAGCAUUUAUGGGAUUGUUCUGUUUCCUAACCAGAAGAAUUUUGUGGACCAUAAUGCUAUCAGAUUGUUUAUGCAGAGAAACCCUAUUCCUACCCUGAUUGGAGAUGUCUACUACUCAGUGCAUAACAGGAAUGAGAAGAGGCGGGGUGGUCUGGUUAGAUGCUGCUCUCAGUUGCUCUUUAGAUGGUUCAUGGGGUAUUUGCCUUCCCGAGGUGCGUUUGUUCAGAUUGACCCUAGUGUCAAGUGGUCCUUCCGAUUGAUGGGUCUGCGGGCUGAUGACAUUGCUUGGACUCAUAAUGGUUUAGCUGGUCAGGACUUCAUAUGUAGUUGUGGGAGUUUACCUAAUGUGCCUUUGGUGGGAGUUCAGGGUUGCAUUAAUUACAACCCGAUGCUUCUCCGGAGACAGAUGGGGUUUGCUAUAGAGGGUCCUCCUCUCGGGCGAGAGAUUCAGGAGUCCUUCUAUUUCCCGAUUGAUGGUAACCAGACCAAGUUGAGGCAGGUAUUGGACGAAUGGCGAGAUAUCCAGAGGAGGGGUAAGGCUCCUUAUGGCAAAGUCAACUGCCGGUAUUUUCCACUAUUUGAGGAUUGGUUGCGGAAGAGGAUUGAGUCUACAUUUCUACCGUUCCCUGGAGGUGACUCAGUGUGUCCUAGGAUUGAGGGUCCAAGUUCUUCUGUCAGCAUGGAUGAGUUCUUAGAGGUGAAGCGGGAACGAGAUCAGCUACUUGCAGAGAAGACGGAAUUGGAGAUGAGUGUCGCUCGGGUUCAGAGAGCUAAUCAGGAGCUCAAAGCAAAGAUGGAAGAUCAGGAUAAGCGGCAUGCUUUGGAGACCAAGCGAUUUGAGAUGGAUACAGCCUACUAUGGGAAGGUUAGUCAGGCUUUGGCAUCUUCAGCAAAGGAGCAUGAUAUCACUAAGGAGAAGCUGUUCAGAGCAUCAAAGGUGAUAGAAGAUGAGAAGAGGAGGCAAAUCCUAGUCAGGGAUCAGAGGGAUGAGAGAGCCAGAGUCCUCGCUGCAGAGUGGGAGGCGGAGAAAGCAAAGAUCAGGGCCGAGAGAGAUCAUUACAUGGCAGAGAGAGACCACUACUUCAGACAGAUGAAGAUUCAUCAGAAGGAAGUUGGAAGACUACAGCAGGAGAACAUAGAGCUCAGGUUCGCCGCAGAGUUCGCGAGGAUGGAGGGCGAGAUAGGGCCAUCUGCGGGACCCUCAUCCAGUUAGAUCUUUCUUUCGUUGUGAAUUACCGUCAGGCUUGUUGACGGAAUUCACUUGUCUGUAUUUCUUUCCUAUUCUUGAGGAUUGUAUCUGACCUUAUCUGGUUGAUGUAUGACUACUGCACUGAUUGUGCACUUUUGCUAUGUGAUGGUGAUUUUUCAUUCA
Molecule: messenger RNA, 2532 nt
Organism: Lathyrus oleraceus (garden pea)
Lineage: Eukaryota; Viridiplantae; Streptophyta; Magnoliopsida; Fabales; Fabaceae
Exons: 3
Coding region: 673-2373 (566 amino acids)
Source: RefSeq, a predicted model, not a curated record